Molecule: messenger RNA, 927 nt
Organism: Knipowitschia caucasica
Lineage: Eukaryota; Metazoa; Chordata; Actinopteri; Gobiiformes; Gobiidae
Source: the annotation of a GenBank genome assembly
AUGGAGAGAAAGAAUGGCUCAACUACAGGUUUUCUUGAUCAUUCUGACCAGCCUCAGUGCCACAUGAAUAUGUCAUUUGGAAACGAUGCCUAUCAGAUUAAGAUGACCCACGUGACAGCAGAUUGCACUACUCCAGGUUCUGUUGAUCAUUCUGACCAGCCUCAGUGCCACAUGAAUACGUCAUUUGCAAACGAUGCCCCUCAGAAACAGAUGACCCACGUGACAGCAGAUUGCACUACUCCAGGUUCUGUUGAUCAUUCUGACCAGCCUCAGUGCCACAUGAAUACGUCAUUUGCAAACGAUGCCCCUCAGAAACAGAUGACCCACGUGACAGCAGAUUGCACUACUCCAGGUUCUGUUGAUCAUUCUGACCAGCCUCAGUGCCACAUGAAUACGUCAUUUGCAAAUGAUGCCCCUCAGAAACAGAUGACCCACGUGACAGCAGAUUGCACUACUCCAGGUUCUGUUGAUCAUUCUGACCAGCCUCAGUGCCACAUGAAUACGUCAUUUGCAAACGAUGCCCCUCAGAAACAGAUGACCCACGUGACAGCAGAUUGCACUACUCCAGGUUCUGUUGAUCAUUCUGACCAGCCUCAGUGCCACAUGAAUACGUCAUUUGCAAACGAUGCCCCUCAGAAACAGAUUCUUGCACAGCACACAUGGGAACAUCCCCCUCAGAGACACAUGCUGGGGGGAUGGUGGGAGCUGGUGGGUGCCGGUGGGUGCUGGUGGCUGCUGGUGGGAUCUGGUGGGUGCUUGUGGGUGCUGGUGGUGUGCAGAGCAGAGGUGGGGGUGGGGCAGGGUAGAUGCAGCGCUCACAAACUCAAACAGAAUUAUAAAACAGACCUCUGCACUUUACAGGCGCGCUCUGCACACGGCUCUCUCCCAGCGUGUCCUCAGAAGAUGGAAAGAAGAUUGUUUGCUUAG